ACCAUGGUCAAAACGUGCAUCGAUACCAGGAGGGGCUACACGUACUCAAAGUUUGUUUAGAUUUUAAGCGGCUAGCCUUUGUCUUGGUUAUCUCAUCUUCUGUGCCGUCACUCGAAAAGGAUCCCUCUCCACCGCUGUCCCCCGAAGACUCUGAUCCAGAAUCCGUUUCAUCGUCAUCGGUCUCGUGAGACCCAUCCCUGUUCCCACCAUCUUCGCUCUUGGCAGAAGGGCCCGAAGGAAUAGGCUGCUUCAGACAGGAUUUUAGUUUCCCAUCUUUCCGAGGACCUGUCUGCCUGCUCAUCGUCGAAGUCAUUUGGCCACAAAAGUUUAAAUUCAACGCUGGAAGGCACCGUGCCGUGAGAAUUCAUGGCUCCGACAGAUCGACCUAGCCAAUCAUCACUACUACCGCCUUCUUCACAGUUCCUAGCUGCGGCAGAAUGGCUUUCUUCCUCUCCAAGAGCCAAAAGGUUCUCAAAUAAUCAGAAAUUAGAGGUCUACUCUUUAUACAAAAUACGGACCGUCUCCUUGCGGCCGAAGCCGGGUACAAGGCCUGGCCUACUUGAAUGGACGGGGAGCGCCAAAUGGGACGCUUGGGACAAAGCUGGAAAGCACUAUGAGGGAAAGCCCAUCGAGGAAGUUGAGAAACGUUAUAUAAAGAUCGCAGAGGAGCAAGGAUUCACAAUCAUCCCAACGGCACAAGCUGAUUCAACAAUCCCUCCUUCGGAAGGAACGGAUGAUAUCGACUUGGAGAAUCUGUCUGAUGACAGUGAUCAUGAGCCACGUAUAUCCUAUUCUAAGAAGGGGAAAGCUUCCACUGAAGGCGAGGGAUUGGGUGUUUUUGUGAGCACUUUCGACCAAACCGAUGACGAUGGAGAUGGCCAGCCGGACUCCAUCCAUUCGUACGCUCUCGAGGGUAAUAUCGAUAAGUUGAAGGCGCUUUUGGACAGCGAAUACGUAGACAUCAAUGGAAAGGAUGAAAAUGGUUACUCUGCGCUGCAUCUUGCUUGCGAUCGAGGGCAACUUGAAGCAGUCAAGUUACUACUCGCAAACGGAGCAGAUGCAUAUAACCCGGAUGCGGAUGGGAACACACCUUUGGAGGUUGCCAAAAUUGCUUCCCGUGAGGACAUUGUCGACUUACUGGAGGAAGUAUAUAAAAGUAGGCCAUUUAAGGCGAUUGAGUAGCAGGUUGAUGCCAUCACGAUGUCCUUUAUACCCCCCUCCGUGUUGUUCCGUUUGCAAUAAAU
Messenger RNA from Cantharellus anzutake, 1244 nucleotides. Its product is annotated as ankyrin repeat-containing domain protein. The transcript is spliced from 4 exons. The record is from RefSeq and is a predicted model, not a curated record. Bases 367 to 1182 code for a protein of 271 amino acids. NCBI's taxonomy places the organism in Eukaryota, Fungi, Basidiomycota, Agaricomycetes, Cantharellales, Hydnaceae. Gene Ontology annotation, molecular function: fatty-acyl-CoA binding; protein binding.